This is a messenger RNA of Umbelopsis ramanniana AG, 1828 nucleotides long. RefSeq lists its product as uncharacterized. The record is from RefSeq and is a predicted model, not a curated record. The transcript is spliced from 2 exons. Lineage: Eukaryota; Fungi; Mucoromycota; Umbelopsidomycetes; Umbelopsidales; Umbelopsidaceae. Gene Ontology annotation, molecular function: guanyl-nucleotide exchange factor activity. Gene Ontology annotation, cellular component: cell tip; Golgi to plasma membrane transport vesicle. The coding region runs from base 54 to 1508 and encodes 484 amino acids. Gene Ontology annotation, biological process: exocytosis.
GCCCUCCCCUUUUUUUUUUUUUUUCCUGCGAAUUCAGCAACCACCUUGGCUCCAUGACCACUGAUGAUGCUGUUGUUGUCGAUCGCUCAAAAGAUAUAGCCAGUCUAUAUUCCAAGCUUCAGCUGUCGCUUGACGGCCCACUUUCUCCCAACCUUUCAUCUUUUUCCAGCCGACAAUCCCUCUCCCCGACUACAUCAUCGCCAUCUAGCCCUUUUUCUCAAACGUCACCGUUGUCUUGUGCUUGCAUUCACGCCUUUGCCUCACAAGACUGCGUGCAAUGUUCUCUAUGUGGAACACCGUUUGAGAAAUUGAAGGAAUACCAUCAAGAACGUCAAGAGAGGCUCAAUCAAGUCCGAGAGCUACGGUUGCGAGUCCGAGACGAGACAACCCAGACAGUCCGACAGAAGUUGAAAUUAGAAAAGCAGCAAAAAACCGUAGAGCGAUUGAUUAAAGACAUCGCCACCCGCAUUACAGAUACCGAGGCAUUAAUAAUUGACAAAGACCAGUUGAAGGAGAAACUGGAGGAGGAGCGAGCCCACUUGGCCAAAAUUCAAAAUGAUAAGGUCGAGAUUGAACAGGAACUGGCGGAAUUAAGUACAAAUCUACUCGAAGAAGCCAACGGCAUGGUCGCCAUCGAACAGAAAGAACGCCAGGAAUUGGAAAAGCAGAGUAGCCAUGUUCGAUCUCAAUUAGAGUUGAUUCAACAGAAACUGGAAGGCGAGCAAAAGCAAUUGGAAGAACUGCGAGAAAAGAUGAUGCAGAAUGUCCAGGUUGAACUGUUCGAGGACGUGGAGCAGGACAGCAAGAUUGACGACAUGGUCAUGAAUGAGUUCAAGGAUUUCUUAGCCGCCGUUUCUAUUACACCCGCCAAAAAGCUUCAAACCAUUCCGUUCGUUCGCAACUGCUUAGCUGAAGACAUCGAACCAUGUUUGCGUUUCAACCCCUCUUCGCGUAUGUCAUCGAAGAAAAUUGUUGACGCCAUGGCCACCAAUUCAUGUUUCAUCGAAGUCAUGCCCAAUGGCUUUAGUGAAGAACAAUUUACCCAGAAAUUAACAGCUGAUCAACCACUACGUAUUUCAGCAUCACGAAGCAUGAUUUGGGACAUGCUUACCACCAGUGGUACCGAAACCACAGCAGAAAGUUGUAUGGCCUGUGGACGUACCGCCACGCUCACCCACCGCUUCCGAAUUUCUUUCUUUGACGACUGGGCAUGCAUUGACCGUCACUGUCGGGACCGUAUUGUCACAGCCAAUGCCUUUUACCAGUUUAUACGAAACAUUCGACACAACCGAUACCGUGACCGCUCGAUAUAUGACUUGUACCAAGACUCUGUUCAACUGAGGUUACAGAUGCUUUUAGCAAGAAAUGGAAUGCUGGUCGACGUCGAGUCAAUUCCAGAGCCAACCAAGCAAGACACGAACAGUACCGUGGCCAGUACAAACACAUCGCUGAGCACCUCAACCGAUAUAGAUACAGACGAGAGUGUAGAGAUAGAAGUCAAAGCAUAGGCCAACUGCCAUUUGCGUCCACCUUCUCUCUCUCUUUUAUUUUGCCUGCUUUGUAUUUUGUUCAUUUUCUAUCUACAUGCGCUUAUACCUAAUGCUUUGGUUUUUUUUUUUUUUUUUAAAAUUGAGAAACUAUUAUCUUGUCUUCGCCUUCAUCUUUUUCUUUUUUGGUUUGUCGUCGGGUGUGCUGAACGCAACUCUGAGAUAACUCAUGUAAAGGGUCACUUCUGCGAUGCCUACAAUGAUCGCUCCAAACAGGGACAAAAGAACGCGCUGGCAUGGAAUGUUAGCCUAGUCGUCACAUAUCAUGAUCAUGCACGCUG